Messenger RNA from Beta vulgaris subsp. vulgaris (sugar beet), 1403 nucleotides. RefSeq lists its product as uncharacterized. NCBI's taxonomy places the organism in Eukaryota, Viridiplantae, Streptophyta, Magnoliopsida, Caryophyllales, Amaranthaceae. Gene Ontology annotation, cellular component: membrane. Gene Ontology annotation, molecular function: oxidoreductase activity. Bases 115 to 1101 code for a protein of 328 amino acids. The transcript is spliced from 12 exons. The record is from RefSeq and is a predicted model, not a curated record.
ACUCACUACUCACUACUCACUACUCACUACUCACUACUCACUACUCAGUGCUGGAAAACUCACUACCUUUCUCAUUUGCUCAGUGGAGAGAGAAAGUUCGUUUUGAGCGCGAAAAUGCUGUCUCUAUCUCUCCUCUUCUUGAUACUCUUCAUCCUUUCGAUCCUCAAAACUGUCCUCAAAUUCUCCAUUGCUGAUGCGGAUUUUACUCUAGUCUCGAAAAAACUCAAACACGACGAAAUUGAAGAUAAGGUUGUCUGGAUUACUGGAGCUAGCCGCGGAAUAGGGGAGGUUCUUGCUAAACAGUUUGCAAGCUUAGGGGCCAAGCUAAUACUGUCUGCACGAAAUGAAGCUGAAUUGGAAAGGGUAAAAAACCAACUCAAAGGUAAACAUGCCCCAAACGAGGUCAAGAUUUUACCUCUUGACUUGUCAUCUGGAGAAGAUUCUCUCAGAGAGGCCGUAGAAAGAGCUGAAGCUUUCUUCCCUGGUUUCGGUGUUGAUUAUAUGAUCCACAAUGCAGCCUAUGAGCGUCCUAAAUCUGCUGCUCUGGAUGUUCCCGAAGAAAGUCUUAAGGCUACCAUCAAUGUAAAUGUUUUUGGGACAAUAUCUUUGACGAGGCUACUCGCCCCUUACAUGCUUAAGAGGGGAAGGGGUCAUUUUGUGGUGAUGAGUAGUGCUGCAGGGAAGACACCUGCACCAGGUCAAGCCAUUUAUUGUGCUUCUAAAUUUGCCUUGAAUGGUUACUUCCAUUGUUUGCGUUCUGAGCUCUUUCAGAAGGGAAUCAAGGUCACUGUUGUUUGUCCUGGUCCAAUAGAGACAUCAACAAGUGCUGAAGCAGGUAGUUCAGGGCAAGCAAAGUCUUCUGAGAAGCGUGUCUCUGCCGAAAGGUGCUCUCAGCUGACAAUAAUUGCUGCUAGUCAUGGUCUGAAGGAAGUUUGGAUAUCUCAUCAGCCCGUGCUUGGAGUGAUGUAUUUGGUGCAGUACAUGCCAACAAUUGGCUUUUGGCUCAUGGAUAAGAUUGGUGAAAAACGAGUUGAAACGGCUGCACAAAAGGGGAACACGUAUUCAUUAGGUUUGUUGUUUGGCAAGCCGAAGAUGACAUGAUUUUUGUUUUUGAUUGAAUAUGGAUCCUUCAUUGUUGUGGCUGGGAGAAAGAAUGGAAUCGUCCAUGAAGAUCACAAACUUGGCUCUGCCAAAGAGUAAAAUCAUCUAUGAAGAUCACGAAUUUUUGAUAUGUUGAAUAUUUUUUUGCUCCACUAGUGUGGAUUGUAGUUUGGAGUUCAUUACAAUUUACAACUGUAAACGUGUACUUCAUCAGUAUCUCUGUAUUGUAGACAUGUAUUCCUGCAAGAAAACCUUAACAUUUUGUCGUCAAUAGAGGAAUGCGUUUCUGUUAGGUUGUUCAA